GGUCAUGUGACUCUCCCAUCGGUAGGGAUUUCUCUCUCGGCAUGGCGGAGGUGAUGGAGCUCGGUCUGCUUUCGAACACCAGUCGUUAUACACUGUGAGGAGGACACGGGUGUUUUUGUUGUCGGGAAACCGCUCUGCGCCUUUCUUUCCUCGCGGUUUCGGGCCAUAAUGGCGGAGCGCGGUGUGGAUGUGUCCGCUCUCCCGCAAGAGGUCCGGGAGCAGCUCGCUGAACUGGACCUGGAGCUGUCUGAGGGUGACAUCACACAAAAGGGAUAUGAGAAGAAGAGGGCAAAAGUUUUAGCGCCCUACUUAGCCCAAGCGCAAGAUUUGGCUCCGCCUCCAGCCUAUGAUGAGCAGUCUCCUGGUCCAAGCUCCGCCUCUGCUCCUGAACCCGGCCCGUCAAACUCGUCGUCCUCCUCUUCUCGUCAUCGGCGCACUCGGAGACCACACCGGAGCGGCGGCACUAGAGAUGAGCGCUACCGAUCAGAUAUCCACACUGAGGCAGUUCAGGCAGCGCUGGCCAAGCAUAAAGAGGAAAAGAUGGCACUGCCAAUGCCAACUAAACGUCGCUCCACAUAUGUGCAAUCCCCAAUUGACAACUGCACUCCACCAGACUCGUCCUCUUCGUCUGAUGAUGAGGCGGUGUCCAGUGAAAGUGCAGGCCCUCAGCAGUCCUCAGACACUUGGAUUAACAGCUCUCUGCACGGCUCUUCCACCUCCUCCUCUGCCUCCUCUACGCUCUCACAUGGCGAAUCUCGACCCACCCAGAACCCUCAGCCUCAGUCCCAGCAGCUGCCACCUCCACCCGCUCCUGCCCACCCUCCACACUCACACUCGCAACCCUCCGCCCUGGCAGAGGCCUUCGCCCAGACACGCAUUGUGCGAAGGAUAGGAAGAGAUCCAGUUGGAGGAGUCGGGCCUCCUGAAGUGCCAUCACAAGCCCAGGCCAGAGGCUCUCGUGUGGAUCUGCCGGCCAAUGCUGUGGUGCGAGGCAUGAGUCGAGGACAGAGCCGCUCCAGCAUGAUGGAGACAGCAGACGUGAGAAGAGUAGGCAGAGGUGUUCCAGUGUCCAGUCGUGUGUCCACUAAGAUCCAGCAGCUUCUAAAUACACUCAAACGACCCAAACGGCCACCGCUCAGUGAGUUCUUCAUGGAUGACCAAGAGGAGAUUGUGGAAGUUCCUCGGGCAGAUCCGAACACCCCGAGGCCCGAAGGCCGUCAGAUCAUCCCGGUGAAGGGUGAGCCGCUGGGUGUGGUCAGUAACUGGCCUCCUGCCCUCCAGGCAGCUUUAGCGCGAUGGGGAGCCACACAGGGCAAGAGUCCUGCUCUCACCGCUCUGGACAUUACAGGAAAACCACUCUAUACACUCACGUUUGGGAAACUGUGGAGUCGCAGUGUAAAGCUGGCCUACACGCUCCUCAACAAACUAGGCACCAAAAAUGAGCAGAUCCUCAAACCAGGAGACAGAGUGGCGCUGGUGUAUCCUAACAGUGACCCCGGUAUGUUUUGGGUUGCGUUUUAUGGUUGUUUGUUGGCUGAAGUUAUUCCUGUCCCCAUCGAGGUUCCACUGUCCCGAAAGGAUGCUGGGAGCAGCCAGGUUGGCUUUUUGUUGGGCAGCUGUGGUGUGGGUCUGGCUUUGACCAGUGAAAUCUGCUUGAAGGGUUUACCAAAAACCCCCACUGGAGAAAUACUGCAAUUUAAAGGUUGGCCCAGAUUAAAAUGGGUGGUGACCGACUCCAAAUACCUCACAAAGCCUUCGAAAGACUGGCAGCCUCACAUCCCAACAGCCAACACAGACACGGCAUACAUUGAAUAUAAGGCCAGUAAGGAGGGCACAGUGAUGGGGGUUGCGGUUUCCAAAGUGGCCAUGCUAACACACUGCCAGGCGCUCAGUCAGGCCUGUAACUACUGUGAGGGUGAGACACUGGUGAAUGUUUUGGACUUUAAGAAGGACAUGGGAUUGUGGCAUGGAGUUCUAACGAGUGUGAUGAACCGAAUCCACACCAUCAGCGUUCCAUAUGCAGUAAUGAAGGCCUGUCCUCUGUCCUGGGUUCAGCGGGUUCAUAUACAUAAAGCACGGGUGGCCCUGGUGAAGUGCCGUGACCUGCAUUGGGCGAUGAUGGCGCACAGAGAUCAGAGAGACACCAGUCUGGCCUCUCUGCGUAUGCUAAUUGUUGCUGACGGCGCCAAUCCUUGGUCUGUUUCAUCAUGUGAUGCAUUUUUGAACGUAUUCCAGGCUCACGGUUUGAAGCCAGAAGUCAUCUGUCCUUGUGCUACGUCACCUGAGGCCAUGACUGUCGCCAUUCGCAGGCCUGGGAUUUCUGGUGCUCCUCUUCCAGCGAGAGCCGUUCUGUCCAUGACUGGCCUGAGUCACGGGGUCAUCAGAGUCAACACUGAAGACAAGAACUCGGCUCUCACCGUUCAGGAUGUGGGACAUGUCAUGCCUGGAGCAUUGAUGUGUAUUGUGAAACCCGAUGGGCCGCCUAUGCUGUGCAAGACGGAUGAGAUUGGAGAGAUCGUGGUAAACUCUCGCGCUGGUGGAAACAUGUAUUAUGGCCUUUCAGGAGUUACUAAAAACACCUUUGAGGUAAUCCCUGUCAACGCUAGUGGUGCUCCUAUUGGAGAAAUCCCAUUUGUACGGUCGGGAUUACUGGGAUUUGUUGGACCGGGUAGUCUAAUUUUUGUGGUGGGUAAGAAUGAGGGCCUGCUAAUGGUCAGUGGUCGUCGUCACAAUGCUGAUGAUCUAGUGGCGACGGCGCUUGCUGUGGAACCUGUCAAAACUGUGUACAGAGGCAGGAUUGCUGUGUUCUCGGUGACUGUGUUCUUUGAUGAGAGGAUAGUAAUCGUAGCAGAGCAGAGGCCUGAUGCCAGUGAAGAAGACAGUUUCCAGUGGAUGAGUCGGGUUUUGCAGGCAAUUGAUAGUAUUCAUCAGGUGGGUCUGUACUGUCUAGCACUGGUUCCUGCAAACACUCUGCCUAAAACUCCCCUGGGUGGCAUUCACAUCUCAGACACCAAACAGCUGUUCCUAGAGGGGGCACUACAUCCCUGCAACAUUCUCAUGUGCCCACACACCUGUGUCACCAACAUGCCCAAACCACGCCAGAAACAACCAGUGGGAGUCGGGCCUGCCUCCAUCAUGGUGGGUAAUUUGGUUGCUGGGAAAAGAAUAGCACAGGCUGCAGGGAGAGAUCUGGGACUCAUUGAGGACCAAGACCUGGUCAGGAAGCUGUGCAUGUGGCCUACUAUGAUGCAUCAGUUCCUCACUGAAGCUUUACAGUGGAGAGCUCAAACAGAUCCCGACCAUACGCUUUAUGUGCUUUUGAAUGCAAAGGGAGUGGCGGUGUGUACAGCUACAUGUGUGCAGCUUCAUAAAAGAGCAGAGAAAAUCGCUGCUGCUCUCAUGGAGAGAAGUGGCAUUAACAUCGGAGAAAAUGUGGUGCUUUUGUAUCCUCCAGGUAUUGAUCUGAUCGCAGCAUUUUAUGGCUGUUUGUACGCUGGUUGUAUUCCUGUCACCGUGAGGCCUCCACACCCACAGAACCUCUCUGCCACUCUGCCCACCGUCCGCAUGAUCAUCGAUGUCAGCAAGGCUGCUUGCAUCCUCACUACUCAGGUUCUAACAAAGAUUCUCAGAUCGAAAGAAGCAGCAGCUACAGUCAACAUAAAAACAUGGCCUAUCAUUAUAGACACAGAUGACUUGCCUCGCAAACGGCCUCCCACAAUCUACAAGCCACCCAAUGCUGAGAUGAUCGCCUAUCUGGACUUCAGUGUUUCUACCACAGGCAUGCUGACAGGAGUAAAGAUCUCUCACGCUGCGGUCAGUGCUCUGUGCCGCUCUAUAAAGCUGCAGUGUGAGCUCUACUCCUCUCGCCAGAUCGCCAUCUGCCUUGACCCCUACUGCGGACUUGGUUUUGUGCUCUGGUGCCUUGCAAGUGUCUACUCUGGUCAUCAGUCCAUCCUGAUCCCCCCUAUGGAGCUGGAAACGUCACUGACCCUGUGGCUGGGAACACUCAGUCAGUACCGCAUCAGAGACACCUUCUGCUCCUAUUCUGUCAUGGAGCUUUGCACCAAGGGUCUGGGCGGACAGACAGAGCUGCUGAAGGCGCGUGGUGUGAACCUGUCGUGUGUGAGGAGCUGUGUGGUGAUCGCUGAGGAGCGACCACGUUUGGCUCUCACACACUCCUUCUCCAAACUCUUCAAAGAUAUUGGACUCUCCAUGCGGGCUGUCAGCACUGCUUUUGGGUCGAGAGUUAACCUGGCUAUCUGCCUACAGGGUACUACAGGACCAGACCCGUCAACUGUAUAUGUGGACAUGAAGUCUCUCCGACACGACCGGGUGAGGUUAGUAGAGCGAGGAGCACCACAGUCGCUUCCACUCAUGGAGUCUGGAACAAUUCUUCCAGGUGUGAGGGUGGUCAUAGUCAAUCCAGAAACUAGAGGACCGCUAGGGGACUCUCACCUGGGGGAGAUUUGGGUGAACAGUCCUCAUAAUGCAACAGGAUACUACACAAUAUAUGGGGAGGAAAAUCUGCAGGCUGACCACUUCAACACUAAACUGAGCUUUGGAGAUCCUCAGACGCUCUGGGCCAGGACUGGAUACCUGGGCUUUGUCAAGAGAACUGAACUCACAGAUGCCAGUGGAGAUCGCCAUGAUGCUCUGUUUGUGGUGGGCUAUCUGGACGAGACUUUAGAACUGAGAGGUCUGCGAUAUCAUCCAAUUGACAUCGAGACCAGUGUGUCUCGUGCCCACCGCAGCAUUGGUGAAAGUGCCGUUUUCACCUGGACAAAUCUGCUGGUGGUGGUGGCUGAGCUCUGUGGAUCAGAGCAGGACGCUUUAGACCUGGUUCCACUGGUAACCAAUGUAGUAUUAGAGGAGCACCAUCUGAUUGUGGGAGUAGUGGUUAUUGUGGACCCAGGCGUCAUACCUAUAAACUCCAGAGGAGAAAAGCAGCGAAUGCACUUGAGAGACUCUUUCCUGGCAGAUCAGCUGGACCCCAUAUACGUGGCGUACAACAUGUGAGCUGCUUUAUGGGUGAGCCAACAGUCUACCAGAGAGGUGCUAUGGAGCCUGGCCUCAGAACGUGGGAUUGGGUUCAUUAACAGACAGACUCAGCCCUGCUUUUUUAGGGGAUAAAGUGUUAUUUAACUGAAAUAUAAACACGUGAGAUGACUGUUUUUGGAGAAGGAAUAGUUUAAAAUAAUUGCUUAUUUCCUUCCCUCCUAGAUCCUCCCCUUUUCUAAGCAAAAUGCCACAUACUUGAUGUCCAGCUCUUGGUCAUGAUCUCAACUUACUUGAAGUACAUAGCAGUUUUUUUCUCUUCUUUAACACCCUUCUGUUUUAGCACAGUCUAGUACUAUUAUUAAUUCAAAUGAGCUUAAAGCCUCAGUUCGUAAGUUUUAACCUAGGUUGUUUGAUUUCAGAGUUUCUGAAGUUUCUUUUAAACAAUUCCAAAAUCAAUUCUGGUUCAGACUACGCAGUAUAUGUCUAAAUUGGCACAUUUGUUGAGCUAUUUCAACAGCGCAUCUUUAUGAGGAUAACUGAAGUCAGUCGCUUUACUUCAAAAUAAAAAUUGUCCUGUUUCUAGUCAAGAUAUCGAAAAAAUACUUACAUCAAGUGUUUUCUUAAAUCAAGAAUUUUCUAAAUAAAUUGAUUUUAAAUUUAUUCUGAAAAAUUGAGUCAUUAAGUGAGUGAAUAAUUAAGUGAGUUUUUUGUUAAAACAUGCUAAAUGAUCUGCCAAUAGUGCACCCACUUCGAAUGUUAUCACUUGAUUAAUUGAGCAAUAUCAGUGGUUUUCAGCUGAUAGAUAUGGGCCAGUAGGGGCCUUCUGAGCAUACUAGUAGGCUCAGAAGGCUGUUUUCAUCCAUCAACAUGGUUAAUCAGCUAUGCUAAUAUAAAUGACUCCAGAUCCAGAUCUAUUUUUGCAUUACUGUAACGGUUGGUUUUAGGGUUGGGAUAGGGGUAGACGUUAAUAAAACACAAUUAAUGGGAAAUUUAAUAGAUAAUAUAAAUAAUUCAUUUUAACUUCUGGCUGCAGCUGUAUGUAAUCUAUAGCUGAUUAACCAUGUGGAUGGAUGAUAACCCCUACUGGCCAAUAUCUAUCAUCUGAUAACCACUGAUAACACCCAUUCAAUCGAGUGAUAACAUUCGAAUCGACUGAAUAGUGUAAGUACAAUAAUUACGUUUUUAGUUUGAAAUAUAAUUAAAUUAAUUAUA
Molecule: messenger RNA, 6210 nt
Organism: Danio rerio (zebrafish)
Lineage: Eukaryota; Metazoa; Chordata; Actinopteri; Cypriniformes; Danionidae
Source: RefSeq, a predicted model, not a curated record